AUGGAGGACUACGAAAUGGUGGCAUUGACAGAAGACUGCAGCGCUAUUCUUCAAAGGAAGCUUCCACAGAAGUUGAUGGAUGCUAGAAGUUUCACAAUCCUAUGCACAAUUGGUAACUUUGAGUGUAAACAUGCACUAUGUGAUUUGGGAGCCAGCAUCAAUCUCAUGCCUCUACCAGUAUUCAGAAGACUUGGUUUGGGUGAGGCAAAGCCAACUACUGUCACAUUACAAUUAGCCGAUCGAUCACUGGCUCAUCCGAGGGGGAUCAUAGAAGAUGUGUUAGUAAAGGUCGAUAAGUUCAUCUUCCCAGUAGAUUUUAUAGUUUUGGAUAUGGAGGAAGACACAAACGAGCCAAUUAUUCUCGGAAGGCCAUUUUUAGCAACUGGUAUGGCCUUAAUAGAUGUGCAAAAAGGCGAGUUGAAGUUUCGAGUGCAAAAAGGCGAGUUGAAGUUUCGAGUGCAAAAAGAAGAGAACCGUGAAAAUGUGAAAAAAGAGCAGCAAAAUAGCACAAAAGUUGAAUUAAAGUCGUAG
This is a messenger RNA of Humulus lupulus (European hop), 531 nucleotides long. RefSeq lists its product as uncharacterized. The coding region runs from base 1 to 531 and encodes 176 amino acids. NCBI's taxonomy places the organism in Eukaryota, Viridiplantae, Streptophyta, Magnoliopsida, Rosales, Cannabaceae. The record is from RefSeq and is a predicted model, not a curated record. The transcript is spliced from 2 exons.